Messenger RNA from Impatiens glandulifera, 1405 nucleotides. Its product is annotated as homeobox-leucine zipper protein HAT5. Gene Ontology annotation, cellular component: nucleus. Gene Ontology annotation, biological process: positive regulation of DNA-templated transcription. NCBI's taxonomy places the organism in Eukaryota, Viridiplantae, Streptophyta, Magnoliopsida, Ericales, Balsaminaceae. Gene Ontology annotation, molecular function: sequence-specific DNA binding; DNA-binding transcription factor activity, RNA polymerase II-specific. Bases 404 to 1204 code for a protein of 266 amino acids. The record is from RefSeq and is a predicted model, not a curated record. The transcript is spliced from 5 exons.
UAUAAAAUGUAUCAAUGUCUUCUCUCUAAACUUUAGCUGCAAAAAACACUCACAGGAGGAGAGAGAAUAUCUUCACCGUGGCUCUGGUUUACAACAAACCAUUCUAUUAAAUUUUCUUCAAUUUCUUAUUUGGGUAUUUAACGAACUGGGUAACGUAAAUCGCAUGAUGGGAUCUUGUAUUUGUCCGUUGGAAACUCCGGCGAGAUUGUUGUGGACCACCAGUUUCUUCCGCCACAAGCUCAUGCUCUUCUAGCUAAUUGUUACACCAAUCCGACACACAUAUUUAAUAUAUAUAUAUAUACAUAUAUUUAUAACAUAUAUAUAUAUAUAUUUAUAAGGUUCAAUAAAUAAUUAAGUAAUCAAAAAAAGGGAAAAAUAGUUGCCGGAGAUCUGAGACAAACAUAUGGAGCCGGUUCGUCUUUUCUUCGGUUCAUCUUCUCCGGGAAACACGUUUUUCAUCGGAAACAACGAUCCCCUUUUCCGAGGAAUCAAUUCGGGGAUGAACAUGGAACAAGCCUCUAAGAGGCGACCUUUCUUUAGCUCGCCGGAGGAACUUUUGGAUGAGGAUUAUUACGAUGAACAGAUCCCUGAUCAGAAGAAACGCCGGCUAACCGCCGACCAGGUGCACUUGCUGGAGAAGAGUUUUGAAGAAGAGAACAAACUGGAGCCAGAGAGGAAAACCCAGUUGGCUAAAAAGUUGGGCCUUCAGACAAGACAAGUGGCUGUUUGGUUUCAAAACCGACGAGCCAGGUGGAAGAACAAACAGCUCGAGAAGGACUAUGAUCAUCUUAAGUCAUCUUUUGAUUUUCUACAAUCUGAUUAUGACUCUGUUCUUAAGGAGAAUGAAAGGCUUAAAGCUGAGGUGAUGGCCUUGGUUGAGAAGUUGCAAUCGGAAGAAGCGGUUGCGGUUGUGGAGGCGGUUUCUGUCGUGAAAAACGAUGAUCAUUUUAAGGUUGAAGAUCGUCUGAGCUCGGGCAGUGUUGGAAGUUCGAUUGUGGAUGAAGAUGGUCGUCAAUUGAUGGAUAGUGGUGAUUCAUACUUUAUGAGUGAAGAUUAUCAUACGGUUGGAUGUGGGGCAGCUACUGAGGAAGAUGACGGCAGUGAUGAUGGACGGAAUUACUUCUCCGAUGAAAUUCCGGUGAUGGCGGCGGUGGAAGAGGAGACUGAACAGGGAGAAACAUUGAACUGGUGGGUAUGGUCUUAGAGUUUAGUAUUGCUUUAUUGGUUGGUGGUGAAGCAAGAACAAUUAAGACUUGGCAAUCUAUUUUAUUCCAUUUGGUGGAGAAAUAAAAUAUUAUUAAGAACUAUUGAUGAUGUAAGACUUUUAAUUAAUUAAUGUUGAAGCUAUGUAAUAUGAUAUAUGGUAUAUUGAAUAAAAAUGAUCAUGCAGCUAUCUUGUAACUAA